Parastagonospora nodorum SN15 is the source of this 1474-nucleotide messenger RNA. RefSeq lists its product as hypothetical. The transcript has 3 exons. The coding region runs from base 1 to 1185 and encodes 394 amino acids. Lineage: Eukaryota; Fungi; Ascomycota; Dothideomycetes; Pleosporales; Phaeosphaeriaceae. The record is from RefSeq and is a predicted model, not a curated record.
AUGGCGUCCCCGUUCUCCCCGGAAGAGUUGGCCUACCUGGAAGCGCAUAAGGACGAUUCGAGAGUCUCUGAAAUCCACUGGGUUUACACCGUGCCAAUCGUUGCCGCGACUAUCAGCACCGCACUGCGACUAUGGGCAAAGCGCCUCGGACGGAACGGAAUCACACUCGACGAUUACUUGAUCCUCCUUGCGACAUUUUGUUUGAUAGGCGAAUGUUCCAGCGGUCUCGGAUACGAACCAGGGCCCCCACAUGGCAUGGGCCGACAUGUUAUUGUUGUGUCUGACUAUGACCAGAUGAUGGUGCGCAAGGGCGACUACAUAUUCAGCCAUUUCUACGACUUCGCGCUCGUCUUCGUCAAGCUCGGUAUCCUUGCCUUUUACUGGCGCGUUUUCGUCCAUCCGGUCUUCCGCACAGCGGUCCUCGCAACCGCAUUUUUCGUAAUAGCAUGGGGCAUCGGCAUUACUGUUACGUUGUUUCUUGCUUGCCGGCCAUUGAAGGCAUAUUGGGACAUCACAGUAAAAGGCGAUUGUUUGACGAUGGUCACCUUCACAUACUUCACCAACAUUUCGAACUUGAUCACCGAUAUCUGGAUCUUCCUGAUGCCAAUUCCUAUGAUAUGGCACUUGCAACUGCAGACAAAGAAGAAGCUUAUUAUAAGCUUGAUCUUCUGCUUCGGUCUUGCCACAUGCAUCGUCUCCUCCAUACGCCUUACCGUAGUCCUUGGUCGCGGUAGUCCAGACUUCACAUGGUACUACGUUCCCCUCGGCGCGUACUCUGUCUUCGAGCCUCUUGGUGGCAUCCUCUGCACCAACAUCCCAAUCAUCUGGCACAUGCUGCGUAAACAUCGAGCCAUGAACCGCACUAUGGAAAACCUCCAGAAGACACAUGACUCUAGCACGCGCACUAUCGGCUCUGGAUCACGGCGCAGCCGUAUUAUAAACGCUCUCGGUAUAACAACGCAUGACCGAACACAGAAUCACAGUGUUGGUGGAACCGUAGUGGAGGGCGGCGACCGUGCAGCCGACUUCCACAGGCUAGAAAGUAUGGAGAGUCAGAAGCCGGACCCGAAUAUCUGGACAACUGUCCAGCGAUUGGACAGUGGUAGUGCAGAGACGGGGCGCAGCUCAGACGAGGGCCACAUAAAGCCAGGCAUGAAGAAGACGAACUGGCAUGUGAGGCGGUGACUGAUACCUCACAACAUCGAUUAUACCCGCGAACUUAACGACUUUACGAACACAUGGCGCCUUCGGAGCACACUUGUCACGCUUCUCACUUUAGGUCUGGUAAAUACGGCUGGUUUGGUAUGGCACAGGUCACGAUGCUAUGAACGUCGUAUGGCCUGGGCUGCUCUCUGGAGCAUUGUGCACGAUGUUUUCGUUUUUCCUUUAGAUAUCCAACGUACAGAUCCCGGUCGUAGUCACGCCCAAGUUUCAAUGCUUUUGAGACCAAUGAAUCACAUCAUUCUACUAUUAA